CUCGCUUCUCUAUACCAUGGUCUCUUUGUCACUCUCCUUCUCUCUGUCCCGGCUCUUUCGAUCUAUCUCUCUUGUUACGCUGCUGCCAAGACCUGGCUCGACAUCAAUGGACCAGAAUGGAUUAGUCAGGGCGGAAUAAUAAACCCACUUGUCUCGGGUUGUUUUGCAGAAGUAGUAUCUGGUGUAUUCUUUACGCCCAUGGAAGUUCUCAAGAGCUGUCUCCAGAAUGACACCAGUAGCAGCUCGACAUUUGAGUUGGUAUUUUAUAUCUGGAAAACCAAAGGUCUACGGGGGUUCUAUCGAGGCUACUGGAUGAGCCUACUUGUCUUUGUUCCACACACGAUGACUUAUUUUGUAGUCUAUGAGAAGCUCAAGGCAGUAGCUGGAGAAGAGUCAUUUGUGAUUUACAUGAUCUGCUCUACUUUUGCAGGUACAGUGGCCACAGUGGUGUCUACACCUCUUGAUAUUAUCAAGACACGUUGGCAAGUGUCAGCAGGGGCAGAGUCAAAUCAAGAGCCGGGACCACAGUCAGAUGGACCGCUUGCAAUUGCGUAUCAGAUGUGGCACAAGGAAGGCAAGUGGCGAGCAUUCACACGAGGAUUGUUCGCAAGAAUUGCUACAAUGAUUCCAAUGACUACCAUAAGUAUGACCGUAUUUGAGACUCUUAUGGACUGGCACACCCGAUCUAUUGGACAAUAA
This is a messenger RNA of Phycomyces blakesleeanus NRRL 1555(-), 699 nucleotides long. RefSeq lists its product as hypothetical. Gene Ontology annotation, biological process: transmembrane transport. The record is from RefSeq and is a predicted model, not a curated record. The transcript has 3 exons. The annotation marks the transcript as partial. NCBI's taxonomy places the organism in Eukaryota, Fungi, Mucoromycota, Mucoromycetes, Mucorales, Phycomycetaceae.